Aedes aegypti (yellow fever mosquito) is the source of this 2639-nucleotide messenger RNA. RefSeq names its product transcriptional repressor CTCF. The coding region runs from base 165 to 2162 and encodes 665 amino acids. NCBI's taxonomy places the organism in Eukaryota, Metazoa, Arthropoda, Insecta, Diptera, Culicidae. The record is from RefSeq and is a predicted model, not a curated record. The transcript is spliced from 5 exons. Gene Ontology annotation, molecular function: RNA polymerase II cis-regulatory region sequence-specific DNA binding; DNA-binding transcription factor activity. Gene Ontology annotation, biological process: regulation of transcription by RNA polymerase II.
CCACCGCACCGAGCUAGCAGUUCGCAUUUGGCGACCGCGCGUCGAACAACUAACGCCCUCAAGGAGCAAACAGUGAAAGCGAAGUGUGUUUGUGUGUACAAAAAGUUGCAGUGGUUUUCCCAUUAGGGUUGCAUUUGCACUUGUAAUUCUGUAGCACCUACAAAAUGGCGGCUCCACCGACGGAAGUGAUGAUCAAGAUGGAGGGCACCGAGAUCCAGUCCUAUCUGGAAUCGUUCAACAAGGAAAUCGGCGAAGGCGAGAACGAUGCGGAAUCUCAAAACAACGAAGAGGAAGAAGAAGAUGACGACGACGAAGAGGAUGGAGGAUGCUAUUUUGUAGAUCAGAGUGGCAACUACUACUAUCAGGCCACCAAAGACUCAGAACCGGUUUUGACCACGGCCCCUCCGGAUGUGGAAAUUGAGGAAGAAGAAGAAGAUGCGGAUGAAGUAGACAGAGGAGAAAAUAUUAUAGAAGAACUGCAAAUGACGCAGCCCAAAAUGGAAGAUCCCAAAGAUAUCAGUUAUGUAUUGAUAAUGCAAGGGGGAGAGAACAAGCAACCACAGCAAGAGGCAGCUGAUGAGGAAGUAGAGGAAAACGUGUACGAGUUUGAAGAUCUCGAGUUGACUGAAAUGUCGAAACCAGGCAGUAGUACCGUGGUUAGAAUUAAGACUACGCAAUCCACUGGCGGGAUAAAUCACAUGUGCAAUUACUGUAACUAUACUACCAACAAACGGUUCCUCUUAGCGCGUCACAUGAAAUCGCACUCGGAUGAUCGGCCCCACAAGUGUUCAGUUUGUGAGCGCGGUUUCAAAACUCUAGCUUCCCUACAAAAUCACGUGAACACUCACACAGGAACGAAACCUCACCAGUGCAAACAUUGCGAAAGCACGUUUACAACUUCUGGCGAGUUAGUUAGACACGUGCGCUAUCGCCAUACGCACGAAAAGCCUCACAAAUGUCCCGAAUGUGAUUACGCAAGCGUUGAACUUAGCAAACUGAAGCGUCACAUCCGCUGCCAUACCGGAGAACGGCCCUAUCAGUGUCCCCACUGUACUUACGCAUCACCAGACACGUUCAAGCUAAAGCGACAUCUAAGGAUUCAUACGGGAGAGAAACCGUACGAAUGCGAUGUCUGUCAUGCUCGGUUUACACAGUCGAACUCUUUGAAGGCCCACAAACUGAUUCAUCAAGUUGGUGACAAACCAGUGUUUCAUUGCGAGCUUUGCCCGACAACAUGUGGGCGCAAGACAGACCUUCGAAUCCACGUUCAAAAGCUUCACACUCCCGUCGAAAAGCCUCUCAAGUGUCGGCGAUGCAACAAAAUCUAUCAGGACCGUUACACCUACAAAAUGCAUACCAAAACUCACGAAGGUGAAAAAUGUUACAAAUGUGACCUUUGUCCAUAUGCUUCGAUUUCGGCGCGCCAUCUCGAGUCACACAUUCUGGUGCAUACGGAUCAGAAGCCAUUCCAGUGUGAAAUGUGCGAACAAUCCUUCCGACAAAAGCAACUGCUCCGUCGUCAUAUUAACCUAUAUCAUAAUCCGGAUUACGUGCAACCGACUCCUAAAGAUAAAACGCAUAAGUGUCCUAACUGCCCGCGGUCGUUCCGGCACAAGGGAAAUCUUAUUCGACAUAUGGCGCUUCACGAUCCGGAUUCGUCUGCACGCGAAGAACAGCUCGCUCUCAAGGAAGGGCGCCAAAAACGAGUGAAUAUCACUUUGGAACAGGUGGAUGAAUACGAAGGCGAAGAAGACGAAGACGAGGAGGAUGAGGAAGACGAGGACGAUGAUCAGGAUGAAGUGAUGACGGUCGAGGGCGAAGAUGGUCAGUAUGUUGUUUUGGAAGUUAUUCAACUGCAAGACGAGGAGGAACAAAAACCGAAAAUAACUACGGACAAACAAGUCGUUUUUGAAGAAGUUAACAUUCCGGAGGAUCGAGACACUCUAGAAGAGUCCAAUGCUGAUUUCAUUCUAAACGAAGAUCUAUCCGACGAAAUGCUUAUGAGUACGCUUCAACCACCGGCAAAAAGGGCCCGUUACGGUUCACUCCACAGUACCUCAGUAUCACACGGUAACGAUAUUGAGAAAGAUAUGAGCAACUGUUUCGGAUUUGAUGACGAUAGUGAUGAUGAAGGUAAACCCAACAUCACCUUGCUCAACUAGUGACCUAGAUGAUAGUCAUCAUCAAUAGGGCUUUCAAACCCAAAAUUCAUCUUCCACACGCAUCAGACGCCUGCAACUGUUUACCCUCGAAAAAUAUUGGUGAAUAAUCGUGUCAGUUCUAUAGCAUGAAUGGGAAAUCAACUGAUCUGAAAUAAUUCCUAACACCAAAUAUGACAAACAGUCAUAUAGGUAGCCAGAAUAAACAACCAGUCUUUAGUUCAGAUUAUUUCGCCCGGAUUUUGAACAUGCCUAGUCAGAAUGAUUAUAAUGGGCACUUCGUAAACGCUUUGUAUUUUAUUUUAGAUUCUACUAAAUUGUAAGAGGAUUGUUUGCCAUCUGCGGCUAGCUAGGUUUGUAUAAUAGAAGCAGAUAGUUGCUGCUCACUCUUACCGUAGGCUUUACAACGUUCCAAAUGCGAACCGUUAGAAUACAGUGUAAAUUUGUUAAAAUUGAAUAAACCUAAGUUUUAAUACAUUA